AUGCCGAUACCGAAGCCUCUGCACAGCGUCAUCUCUGCGCUGCAUUGGAUCAAUCACAACAAAGUCGCCGGUGCCAUUAUCGACGAAAUGGCAGAGGAGAUCAAGAAGGACAGGGAAGCUGAACGGCAGAAGCGAGCGAAGGCGGCAGAGGCGAGAGCGAAGAAUGGUAAAAGGCAGACGUCAGGGAGACUCGAAGGGCCGUCGACGUCGAAGAAGCUUAUGAACAGUAUUGAAGGCUACUUCUCUGAUGGGCCACACGAGGCUCCUCAUCCGCCUGCAGCUCCGCACACUGAGGGGUGCACAGCGACGAAACCAGGGAACGAGGCACCUCACACGGAGGAGGGAGAUGAGCGCCGAGAACAGAGGCACCGCCAGCACCGCGCGAGCGGCAAAGAGACAAACGAACGAGAAGCUGGACGGAGUCACCACCAUUACCAUCAGCGUCGACAUCGGGAUGUACAGCCAAAGAGAAGUGCAGAGUUGACGGCCGAGCGCCUCGCCCUCAUGACUAGUGGACGCGGAAGUCCAUUGAGCGAGCCACUAGAAUCGCUGCAGCGGGACAUGACGAACGGACAGGUGAGAGAUGAGUCUUUUAAGAAGAAGAGAUCAGCGAAGGACGAAGAGAUCGGUGAGCGCAAGAAGCAGCAGCCAUCGGAGAAGCCAAAGUUUAGCUGGCGAAAGGGCAUCGGCGCGUACAUCGCAGAGAGGGCGGCGUGGAAGGCUGAGCAGCGAAAGCGUACCCAACUCGGAAGGGCGGGGCGCAGGAGAUUAGAAGAUCCACGCGAAGCUGAGCCGCCUCGAAGACUCCGCACCGACAUGGAGGUCAAAGGCACCACAGUCCGCGCGAGGCCUCGCCUCCACCGGAACAACGAAGCCAUCGCCGUCAUAUGA
Messenger RNA from Coniosporium apollinis CBS 100218, 891 nucleotides. RefSeq lists its product as uncharacterized. The record is from RefSeq and is a predicted model, not a curated record. Bases 1 to 891 code for a protein of 296 amino acids. Lineage: Eukaryota; Fungi; Ascomycota; Dothideomycetes. The transcript is spliced from 2 exons.